AGCGUCCCUUCGUCUCUUGUCCUCAUUUCACCCGCGGAGCUCCAACUGGAAACAGUGUGUGUGAGUUUCUCUGGAUAAAGAAACAUCUCUUCUUCAGUUCAUUAAAUCCUCAGAUUUAACACAAUGAAGACCCUGAUGUUUGUGGUCCUGCUGGGAAUAGGUCUACAUGGCGCUGCGGCAGUGACUCACUCUCUGAAGUAUUUCUACACUGCGUCUUCUGGAGUCCCAAACUUCCCAGAGUUUGUUACUGUUGGGUUGGUUGAUGAAGCUCAGAUAAAUCACUAUGACAGUAACACCAGGAGAGCAGAACCCAAACAGGACUGGAUGAUCAGAGUCACAGCAGAUGAUCCUCAGUACUGGGAGAGGGAGACUCAGAUCCUUUUGGGUGCCCAGCAGACCUUCAAAGGCAACAUUGAAAUAGUGAAGCAGCGCUUCAACCAAACUGGAGGGGUCCACCUUUACCAGAGGAUGUACGGCUGUGAGUGGGACGAUGACACUGGAGAGAUUAAUGGUUUCAGUCAGUGGGGUUAUGAUGGAGAAGACUUCGUAGCAUUUGACCUGAAGACAGAGACAUACAUCGCUCCGACACCACAGGCUGUCAUCACCAAACACAAGUGGGAUAAUAACAAAGCUAAUAUAGCACAGAGAAAACAAUACUUCACCCAGGAGUGCAUUGACUGGGUGAAGAAGUAUGUGGACUAUGGGAGGAGCUCUCUGCUGAGAACAGAGCUUCCCUCAGUGUCUCUCCUCCAGAAGACUCCCUCCUCUCCAGUCAGCUGCCACGCUUCAGGUUUCUACCCUGAUAGAGCCACACUCAUCUGGAGGAAAGAUGGAGUGGAGCUUCAUGAGGACGUGGACCACGGAGAGAUCCUCCCCAACCACGAUGGAUCCUUCCAGAUGAGUGUUGACCUGAAGCUUCAUUCAUCAGUCACACCUGAAGACUGGAGGAGGUACGACUGUGUGUUUCAGCUCUCUGGUGUGAAGAACGACAUCGUCACCAAACUGGACAAAGCAGUGAUCAGGACCAAUGAAGGUUUUGACGCUACUGUCAUCAUCAUUGCUGCAGUGGUUGUUCUCGCUCUCGUCCUCAUCGCCGUGGUUGGAUGUGUCAUCUAUAAAAAGAAAAAUGCCAAACGCCCUCCAUCUCCUAUAAGCAACCCUGAGGUCAUGGAGCAACUGAACCCCAAUGCCUAAACAACAAAAACACCACCCUGAACACACUAAUACAACAGGGAGGAGGUCGAGCACCUGGCCACCUGGUGCGCCGACGACAACCCGGCCAUCAACACCAAGAAGACCAAAGAGAUCAUUGUGGACUUCAGAAAAACCAGUGGCGGCACACACACCCCCAUCUGUAUCAAGGGAACUGACGUUGAGUGUGUCUCCAACUUCAAGUUUCUGGGUGUUCACAUCUCUGAGGACCUCUCUUGGACCCUGAACACCCCAGACCUGGUCAAGAAGGCUCACCAGCAUCUCUUCUUCUUGAGGAGACUCAAGAAGGCCCAUCUGUCUCCUCAGAUUCUGGUGAACUUCUACCGCUUCACCAUCGAGAGCAUUCUUACCAACUGGAUCACAGUCUGGUAUAACUGCUCGGCCUCGGUCCAGAAAACUCUGCAGAGGGUGGUGAAAACUGCCCAGCAAAUCACCGGUUCACCUACGCUGUAUAUACUGUAUAUCUGUUCAUUCUGUAAAUACUGUUCAUAUUGUAUAUAUCUUGCUAGCAUACCUUUUAUUACCCCUUUAACAGUGAGAUUAAACUGGUGCUAAACCAAAUGGAGAAGAAAAAGACUGUACCUCGAAAGCAUAGGAGGUAAUAACUUGUUUUACAAAAUGUUAACACUAAAAUGAUAAAAUUAGACUUUGGGUCUAAAUGAUCUGUAAAUAUGGAUCUCUGUGAAAUUUUAUUCUCCAAACCUGUAUGAUAAAUGUAUAUUUUCUAUUUAAUGUAAUGUUUUUCUCCCUUUCGGUUUAUGGAUAAAUUUUGCCCUCGAACAAGGAGCGGCCCAACCACAUUCUCCUCUUUAAACUGGGAAUUCAUUGGUUGUUCAUCAUCAUAAACUGAUAGAAUCAGGGUUAGAAAUCUAAACGUUGAUGCUUAAUAAUUGGAAUACAAAGAACACACAUUUAAAAUGAAUUGACAAAUAUUAAACAAUAAAAUGGUCAUAUUAGAUUAUUAAAUAUUAUAUUUAUAUAUUAAACAUUUAUUUCCUGACAAAUUCAAUAUUGGUAACAUAAAUGUAAAUAUAGAAUACAGAAUUGAUUUUCCAGUUGUGUAAAUAGUUUGUGUAUUUCUUAUGAUAUAAUUUAAAGAUUAAAGUAUUUAUUUUAUAUUUUUGUACUUUUCAAUAAAGUGUCUUCUUGUGAUUCCAUAUACAUAUGGUUACACAUCUGUGACUACUAUUAUAGGAAUAUAUAUCAUAUUUACUUAUUUAUUACUACAUGUGAGUUUCUUGUUAUGGAUGACACAUCAUUUGAAAUGAAAACUUGUUUUUAAUGAUUAAAAACAGCAUCUUUUUUUUCCCUGGUUAAAGAAACUGACUUAGCUUUUAAUCAGUUUUUGAUUUUAGGUUUGAAUUAAUGCUUUUAUCUAGAUUUUAAAAUCAACAGUAAUCACUUUAAGACGCAGAGCCGUAGUGCUGUGACUAUGCAUGAUGAUGUAGUGCAGAGGUGAUAGGAAAAGAAAGAGACUCAGUUAUAAUUUUAAGGGGAUCAUCAUUUGGAAGAAGUUGACAUAGUCUGCUAUUUUUAAAUGUAACAACAUAAUUUUGUUUUAUUUCAGCCAAACGUCUAUCUCGUACGGACAAUUUCUUUGUGUUGUGUUUUUGUAGACAGACAUUAAACAGCAAUGGAUAAUAUCA
This is a messenger RNA of Dicentrarchus labrax (European seabass), 2858 nucleotides long. Its product is annotated as H-2 class I histocompatibility antigen, Q9 alpha chain-like. Lineage: Eukaryota; Metazoa; Chordata; Actinopteri; Moronidae. The record is from RefSeq and is a predicted model, not a curated record. Bases 124 to 1194 code for a protein of 356 amino acids. Gene Ontology annotation, biological process: immune response. The transcript is spliced from 9 exons. Gene Ontology annotation, cellular component: external side of plasma membrane.